GCAUUCCCUAAAACCCAGCCAGCUCCACGCGCCUACUGGCCCUCGGUUUGCAUGACGUUUCCUCUUCUUGCUUACAAUUGGACAAGCUCUCCGCCUGUCACUUUGACUGACAUCACCGGAGCCAUAGACUCCUCCCAGCGGCAGCAGACGCUAUUUGAGUGGGGAACAGCGGAUUGUUGUACAUAGAGCCGGUUUAGUGUCGUCAAUGGGAAGCACGCGAGACGGUGGCAAAGCGAGUUACGGUCUAGAUUGAAACCCGCGGCUGCACCAUGCUCUCCACGUCUAUCUCGUGUCUGUGGAUUACAUUUUGCCUUCAUGUAUGCUGUUUUGUAGACAGCGUGGAAGCACAGAAUGCGAAGGAAGUGAUUCUGCUGGACUCCAAGGCACAGCAGACAGAACUGGAGUGGAUCUCCUAUCCUCCCAAUGGGUGGGAAGAGAUCAGCGGUUUGGAUGAGAACUAUACACCCAUUCGCACAUACCAGGUUUGCCAAGUCAUGGAGCCCAAUCAGAAUAACUGGCUUCGGACUAACUGGAUAGAGAAGGGCGAUGCCCAGAGAAUUUUUGUGGAACUGAAGUUCACCUUGAGGGAUUGUAACAGUCUACCCGGUGUGGUGGGCACUUGCAAGGAGACGUUCAACUUGUAUUACCAGGAAACUGAUUCAGAAGUAGGCAGGAGCUUGCGGGAGAACCAGUACGUGAAAAUUGACACGAUCGCCGCAGAUGAAAGCUUCACUCAGGGCGACCUGGGUGAAAGGAAGAUGAAGCUGAAUACCGAAGUGCGCAUAAUUGGCCCGCUGUCCAGGCGGGGCUUUUAUCUGGCCUUCCAGGAUGUAGGGGCAUGUAUCGCCCUGGUCUCUGUCAAAGUUUAUUACAAGAAGUGCUGGUCUAUCAUCGAGAACCUGGCCACCUUCCCAGACACCGUGACGGGAUCGGAGUUCUCCUCGCUGGUGGAGGUCGAGGGCAUAUGCGUGAACGACGCCGAGGAGGAGGCCGACAACUCUCCCAAGAUGCACUGCAGCGCCGAAGGGGAAUGGCUGGUGCCCAUUGGGAAAUGUAUAUGCAAAGCAGGAUUUCAUCAGAAAGGAGAUGCAUGUGAACCGUGCGGUCGUGGUUUCUACAAGUCCUCCUCCCAGGACCUUCAGUGCUCUCGCUGCCCGGCGCACAGCUUUAACGACCGCGAGGGCUCUUGGCGCUGCAACUGCGAGGAUGGCUACUACCGAGCACUCUCUGACCCUCCGUCUGUGGCCUGCACAAGGCCUCCCUCGGCACCACAGAACCUGGUCUACAACAUCAACCAGACCACCGUUACCUUGGAGUGGAGCCCACCGGCAGAUACGGGCGGCCGAAACGAUGUCACCUACAGGGUUAUAUGCCGGCGCUGCAGCUGGGAACCUGAAGAGUGUGUGCCGUGUGGGCCUAAUGUGGGAUACUCCCCCGCACAGUCAGGAUUAGUGGACACUUAUGUGACCAUCAUGGACCUGCUCGCCCACGCCAACUACACUUUUGAGGUGGAGGCUGUCAAUGGGGUGUCAGACCUGAGCCGCACACAGAGGCUGUUUGCCGCGGUUAGCAUCGCCACUGGUCAAGCAGCUCCGUCCCAGGUCAGCGAGGUCAUCAAGGAGAAAGUGCAGCAGCGCAGCAUCCAGCUCUCCUGGCAGGAGCCCCAUCAACCCAACGGCGUCAUCACAGAAUAUGAAAUCAAGUACUACGAAAAAGAUCAGAAGGACAGGAUCUACUCCACAGUGAGGUCCAAGUCCACCUCAGCCACCGUGAGCAACCUGAAGCCCAGCACAGCGUACGUGUUCCAGAUCAGGGCCUUCACUGAGGCAGGAUACGGCACCUACGGCCCCAGAUUAGAGAUCACCACCAAGGAAGAGGCCACAGCUGCGAUUGUCUCCAGCGAGCAGAACCCCGUCAUCAUCAUAGCAGUGGUGGCCGUAGCGGGGACCAUCAUCCUGGUGUUCAUGGUGUUCGGCUUCAUCAUUGGGAGAAGGUACGCUCUCGCGGGCCCCAUUGACUCUCCGCUCCUGCACUGCGGGUACAGCAAAGCGGAUCAGGAGGGAGACGAGGAGCUCUACUUCCAGUUUAAAUUUCCAGGCACCAAAACGUACAUUGACCCUGAAACCUACGAGGACCCAAACAGGGCUGUCCAUCAAUUUGCCAAGGAGCUGGAUGCCUCCUGCAUUAAAAUUGAGCGGGUUAUUGGAGCAGGAGAGUUCGGGGAGGUGUGCAGCGGCCGGCUGAAACUGCCCGGAAAGCGAGACGUGUCGGUCGCCAUCAAGACGUUAAAAGUGGGCUACACGGAGAAGCAGAGGAGGGACUUCCUGUGCGAGGCAAGCAUCAUGGGACAGUUCGACCAUCCCAAUGUUGUGCAUCUGGAGGGAGUCGUGACAAGAGGAAAGCCAGUGAUGAUUGUCAUCGAGUACAUGGAAAACGGCUCAUUAGAUGCUUUCCUCAGGAAACACGAUGGUCAGUUCACAGUCAUCCAGUUGGUCGGGAUGCUGCGGGGCAUAGCGGCAGGAAUGAGAUAUCUCUCUGAUAUGGGAUACGUCCAUCGAGAUCUGGCUGCGCGAAACAUCCUUGUCAACAGCAAUCUCGUAUGUAAAGUGUCUGACUUCGGCCUGUCAAGGGUGAUAGACGACGAUCCCGAGGCUGUCUACACAACAACUGGGAAGAUGCAGGAUGUAAUGAAUUUGAUCUUUACUCCAGCCACUGACCUGCAUUUCACUGAACAGGGUGGCAAAAUACCCGUCCGAUGGACCGCGCCAGAAGCCAUCCAGUAUCGUAAAUUCACCUCCGCAAGUGAUGUGUGGAGUUAUGGCAUUGUCAUGUGGGAGGUCAUGUCCUAUGGGGAACGGCCUUACUGGGACAUGUCCAAUCAAGAUGUCAUUAAGGCCAUAGAGGAGGGCUACCGUCUUCCGGCCCCUAUGGACUGUCCUCCAGGCUUGCAUCAGCUAAUGUUGGACUGCUGGCAGAAAGACAGGGCCGAACGUCCCAAAUUUGAUCAGAUAGUCGGCAUCCUUGAUAAGAUGAUCCGCAAUCCCAACACAUUGAAAACGCCAGUGGGAACAUGUACGAGACCAAUUAGUCCACUGUUAGAUCAGAGCACACCAGACUUCACUGCUUUCCGCUCAGUGGGAGAGUGGCUGGAAGCCAUCAAGAUGGAGCGAUACAGAGACAACUUCACAGCAGCUGGCUACAGUUCCUUGGAAUCUGUGGCCAGAAUGUCAAUCGAGGACGUGAUGAGCUUGGGGAUCACGCUGGUGGGACAUCAGAAAAAGAUCAUGAGCAGCAUACAGACUAUGAGAGCCCAGAUGCUGCAUCUUCAUGGCACGGGUGUUCAGGUGUGAUGGACUGCGACGGGCCACCGCGGACAGGGCGAAAAACAAAAACAGAACUUAUCUGGAGCAGCGCCUGGGACAGAACCUGGGAUAUUCGUCAAAGUAAACGGACAUCUGUUAUGUCUGACUCUUCCGGCUGUGUCUGGAGUGAAAUCAUUCCUUUGUUCCUCAGUGAAGGAUUGUGGUCUGCCUCUUCAAAGGGCACUAAAGAGAGGAAAAGGGCAAAAAACAACAAAAAAAAGAAACUACCUGGACGAGACGACUUACUUGUUUUGUUUUGUUUUUUUCUUCUCCUUUUUUAGAAGCGCUUACGAACUCAACCACAUAUCAAAUGGCGCACUGGAAAGGAGUUUAUGUUCUUAAUGAAUGAUUUAAGUGCACACCAUAGCUAUGGAUUUUCUUUAAAAAGAACAAAAAACUAAUUGUCUACUUGCAGUGUUUUUCGGUCACUUCUCUUGUUUCUUUUCUAAUUUGUCAAUUUUUUUAUGUAUGUCUGCCACAGUGACAUGUUGUGGCACAUACAAGUGUUCUUUUUUCCUUCUAUUUGGACUCAACAACAGGGUAAAUUCUCCUUUAUCCAAACACAGAAGGAACUCAGUACAGAUUCAAAGGUACUUUUUGUGCUGAGACACGCCGGACUGUUUGAACUGUUUGCAGUGACUCGUAUUUUCCUUCAUGUGCUGUUGAAGUGAAAAUGGUAUUCUCACAUGCUUACCAGAGUGGGUUUUUGACUUGGUUUCAACCUUUCCUACUUUUUAUUAAGAAUUUUUUUGAAAGAGUGCAACACUGAGGAGACGCAGGAGGAGAAUUGUUCUUCAAAUCACCAGUCUUUUGUAUCAGAGUAGCAAUAUCCUUUGUCUUAGUGUUCACUACAGGAAACGUUUGAGUUUCAGAACAGUUAUUUGGUUACUGAGUAGAAUGUUUCAGCACUGUUGAAAGAUUGUAUUGAAGCCGCCGCAAAUUGUUUUGCCAUCACUUUGCCUAAAAUGUUGCACACAGUGUUGGUUUUUUGUGUUUUUUUUGGUGCAUUGUUCAGCUGCAAAUACAAUUUUUAAAAGGUGAAAGGUGGAAGCUCUAGACGUAUUACUGCCUUAAAAUGUGUUCGACUAAGUAUUGCCACUAUUUUAGGCACUUGAAUGGCAAUACUCUCUGCGGUUCAUUUUGAGGAUGGGCGACUGGGACAAGCUCCCUAUCUUUUAUUUUUGUUUUCCUUUUAGUGUGAUGUCUUUUUAUCUAGAACUUGAACAGGUGAAAUCAAGUGCAAGGCCACGGUUUAAUGCCACGAGUGACACAGUCAGCGAAGAAGAGAUGGACUAAACAGAGCAAUAAUUACCAGGUAGAAAUGGUCCUCACCUGAGAUUUUUAAGGUGCUAGGUGUUUGUGUGUGCUGUGCUGAGACGAACCCUUUGGAAAGAUUCAGUCACUGCCAGAAAGUAAAGGAAUAUACCUGUUUGACCUAAAGAAAAUGCUUUGGAAUUUGCUCGGAAAACUGCCGUGCCAAGUCAUCAGAUGAAAUCAUCAUUUGAGUGAGUGGCUGCAGAGAUAAAAGAAGCACCAUUCGAAACACUAGGUAGGUGCCAAUUAGCCAUGCUGACAUCAUUUCCUGACACCACCCAGAAAUCAAAGAACCCCCUUCAGGGUUUGGGUAUGAAAAUGCAGGACCAAACAAUCGGGCCAGAGUCAGAUGGGGACCAUGCUGUUAAAUCCCACCUCCCGGCUCUGUAGGCAGCAAUGCAGCUCCCUUGUUUAUUCAUGCUUCUCCGCCGCUCAUCCUUCACAGGCGAAGAUGUGACAGAACAUGCAUUAAAGUGUCUCUUAAGAUUGCUCCUCUUUUCUUCCAUACGGCUUUGUAUGGAGAACAGAGACGAGGGGGCUUUGCAGAAGAUGUGCUAAAAGCCAAUCAACCUAUUUGGUGCCAUCUGUCUCCACUUCCAAUGCAAAAAAAGAAAAGGUUUCUAUGUUGAGUAUGUUUUCAGCACGGUACUCUUUGAUAAGAAAGUGUAGUGAUUCAGCAGUCGUGUAGAGAGGAGUGGUGUUUACAGGGGAAAACCAUUAGAACUUCUUUUACUGCUGCUGUAACCUAGGAGAUAAAUCUACAGUAUAUUGUCAAAGCAACAUUCAUUUACUUCAGCUUUUUUCAUCUCAGAUUUAAAGAUGAAGCAUAACCAGCUUUAGAAAUGAACUGCAAGCUCACUGACAAGCAGUUAAACCAUUAGCAGCUUUCUUCAGUCUGUCCAUUGUGUCUUAUGUUGUGUCCACAAUAAGCCAGAUACAUCUGAAAACUCACCUUUUCUCUCCGUUCUGGCCCUCUGUCCACACUGAGCUGUUGUGAAGCCUUUUGAAAACGGUCUCCAGGGUGGAUAAACCUGAAAGGCAAGGAAAACAAGGAAGACUUAAGCCUGUCUAGACAUUGUCGAGGGCUAUGUGGCAGUAACGUCUGUCGCCUCUAAAGGGGAAGAUGUCUACAAUCAGAUGUGGACAGCAGACAUGCACAGCUGCACAGAUGGACAUGUUCAUACACACUUGUCAAUACAUGCAUGUAUUUCAUUAUUGAUUAACCUGAUGAGUAUUUUCUCAAUCCAUUGUUUGUCUUAUAAAAUGCUAGAAAAUACAGAAAAAUGCUGGUCACAGUUUUCCAAAUUCAAAUUGUACAUCUUAAAAUUGCUUUUCUUUGUCUAAACAACCUUCUAAAACCAAAAUAUAUUCGGUUUUGUGUCAUGUAAAUCCAAGAACAUAAGCGAAUAUUCACAUUUGAGAGGUCAGAACUAACUUUGCUAAAAAAAAAACUAUUUCAUUUCAUCAGUAUAGUUGCGUAGGAAUGUCUAUUUGGAUUGUAAAAGUAAUAGUUUUGGGAGUAUUUAAAUUUGGAAAAUAUAUUUGGAGUAACAUAUUGUGGAAAUGUCUCAGUGAACAUCUGUACACCCAGCACUUCAAACCUCCUGCUGAAGUCACAACUCCCCGCUGUCAUUUGCAAAGAAAUAGUUCCAGCACCUAACUCCCCUUAAAACAGUGAACAGUGUUUUGAUGAGAUAAAUCCUGUUAUAAGUGAGCUUUUGAGUGAGCUUCAGAGGUGUUGGUUGAUGUGUUUUUGAACUUCUGACAGAGCCAGACUAGCUGUUUUCAGCUUCCAGUCUUUAUGCUAAGCUAGGCUAACCACAUCCAUGCCAUGAAUCCAUCUCAUGCGAGCGGAUAUGUGUGGAUACACCUUGUUUUUUACACAUAAACCGCAUUUUCAAAAUCUGCUGGCUUAGUGUGGAUGUGUCUUUAGAUCCAUUUUCACUGUGGGACUCACCUUUGUAAGGAGACACCAGGAAUUAGCCCUGACCAGCUCUGAGCCCCUGUGUCCCCCCCCCCCCACCACCCCACCCCACCUCCCUUUAUCCAUACAGCAAAGCUCAGCAAUUGGACCUUUGCCAGACCUUUGAAUUGAAUACAGGCAUAAAGUCAUUCAGUCAGCACAAAACUCCCCAGUUCACAGGCAGCACUCUCUCUCCUCCUCCUCCCAACACCCUGCUCUGAUUUUAAAAGGUGGGCCCCUGGAGGCCCCUCAGACCCUGAGGUAGAAUGCCUAUGUCCUUUUUUUCCUGUGCUGGGGAAACAGCAGUUUGAGCCAAAUUGAGAUUAAGGCCAGGAUACAAUCGAUUCAACGUCCAAAUCACUUGUAACCUUCACCAACAGAAGUCACUUUACCGUCUGUUUCAGCUUAUUUCACACCCAUUUUGAACUUCAGGUUGCUCAGCUCUGGACAAAAAAAAAAGUUUUGUUGUGGCUCUAUUUCAGCAAAAACACAAAAAGAAUAAAAAAAAAUGUAAAAAGACAAAAAACAAAAACCUGCACGAUGUAGAAGGCUGGAAUCAGGACUAGCAGAUAGAGUAUGAAGUUAUUUUUCAAAUCUUGUGGUUCAGCAGUUGGAAAUUUGUUUCACCACUUUGGCGAGGUGGUGGAUAAUUCCAAAGAGUGCAGCAGUGUUGAUUGUGUCAGAAAGAGCCGAGAUUUGAGGGAAUCUUUGUAUAUGUUCUAAUUGUAAAACUUGUACAUUUUAUUUAUAUUGUUUUUUACACAUAUUACUCAGUAGAGAGCUCUGAAUACAUUGAAAAUGCACUAUAUUUUUCUAUCUCGCAGAUGAAUUAUUGUCACCCACAAGAUUUCAGUUGUACAUAAUUUUUCAUUUAGGACCAAAGACGGCUGAUAGGAUUUCCAUCUUUACUUUGACUUUGUUUUUAUUUUUGCCUUUUAGUUUGUUGUACAGUAAUACAAAUUGUCAAUUUAUUAUUUAUUUUUCUGUGCUGAAAGUAUUGAGAAUAUUCACUGGUCAAAAGUAUUUUCCCCAACAGCAGAACUGUAAGAUCAUUUAAUUAGACAAUUUCUUGUUACAUAGACAAUUCUUUUUGCUUUGUAAUCUUUGUAAUAGACUGUACAUAUAUUUUUGGAAAUAUAAUACAAUCUCUAUAGAAGU
Thunnus maccoyii (southern bluefin tuna) is the source of this 7797-nucleotide messenger RNA. RefSeq names its product eph receptor A7 (gene epha7). The record is from RefSeq and is a predicted model, not a curated record. Bases 270 to 3350 code for a protein of 1026 amino acids. The transcript has 17 exons. Lineage: Eukaryota; Metazoa; Chordata; Actinopteri; Scombriformes; Scombridae. Gene Ontology annotation, biological process: cell surface receptor protein tyrosine kinase signaling pathway; axon guidance; protein phosphorylation. Gene Ontology annotation, molecular function: ATP binding; protein binding; transmembrane-ephrin receptor activity. Gene Ontology annotation, cellular component: neuron projection; plasma membrane.